This is a messenger RNA of Bradysia coprophila, 2127 nucleotides long. RefSeq lists its product as uncharacterized. The record is from RefSeq and is a predicted model, not a curated record. Lineage: Eukaryota; Metazoa; Arthropoda; Insecta; Diptera; Sciaridae.
GCAGAUCUGGCAGAUGAUCCAGAUGAUGAUAGCUAAGCGAUUCAAAAGCAUCCUGGUGAAUUAACUAACACAAAAGUCGCUAUGGAAGUUAACAACGAGAAACUCAGUGAACAGUCCGAACUAACUGAAGUACCGAAUGAGGCACCACCUGAGAACUUAACGGAACUCGUCCAGCGAGCCGAACCACUCGAAAUACAGGAACACCCAAAUAGCGACAAACCGAGAAAAAUAUCAGAAAGGAGAAAGAAAAAAUUGUUGGGUAUAACAAAAUAUUUUGUGGAUGGAAAGCCUCCAAAAGAAUGGGCACAGCGAUAUAAAUACUAUCAGCUGCCCGUUACCGAGCAAUGGUCAUCGAGUCGAUUAAGACAGAAUCAAAGUGCAGUGCGACUGAAAUCGAUUACAAAUGAAAUAAAGAAGAUCAGUAGAGAACAACUACUAUUACGUAGAGCGAAACUUCAGUAUAAGGCACAGAUGGAAAAUCCAAUAUGCUUUGUUGGCGUGAAAGAGGAAGAGCAGAAUGUUGACACGGUUAUGGAACGUGAUCAGGUGUUGGGGCUGUAUUCUAGAAUUGACGAGAACAGAACAUCAGUGACCCUCAAAGAAGAACAGAAUGACGCCGUAAAAUGUGAAUUUGAAACUAAAACAGAUAAGAGCACUAAACUUUCCAAAAAAUCGUCCACAUUUUAUGUUUUAUCAGAUAUGACGAGGCAACAAAUUGUCGGAAUUGGGGCUACCACAGAAAAUCGUUCCAUACUAGAUCGGCUACCAUGUCAUGAGAUGCUGGAAGACGAUUCAUCGGAUCCAUCUCAAGAAAAAUCACAGCCACGCGUAACGGAGCUCGACAUUCUGUGCAAUUUGCUUUCGAUCAGAAACGGAAAAUCAAAUUCACAUCAGACACAACUGCUGAACCGAUUCCAGCGUUUUGUGACGCUUUGCACUUCUCGACCUUGUGAUUACAUUUUGGCAACCGUUGCCUGGCACAAAAUUAUGUGUUAUAAUAAUGAUGACAGAAUCGAUGGCUGUUGUCGAACUUCUUUAAGUUAGAAUGCAAGAGUAACAGUCGAUUCACGUGAUAUUUAAGUUAAUUCGUUUAGUGAAGGAUCGCCGAAAGAAAACAUUCGUGAUUCCAUUCAGUCAUUUUGCUAUUUUUCUUUUCAAUGACGUCUGAAUAUAAAAUUGUAUUUAAAACUAAUUACGCGAGGCGAGGCAAUGAUUUUAACCAAAAUAAUUUGUUUUGCUAAAAUACCCGAUAGGUCUUCAUUUACUAUUCAAGUAAAUAAUAAAGAAAUGACUCGAUUUGUAUGUGCACUGAAAAAAAAAAAUUCGACAAUUGCUGUGUGCCGGAUAUUGUAACUGUAUGCCUUAUAAUAUAGGUAAGAGAUCCAUAAUAUUAUGGCAACUGAGCCCAUAUUUGCUUGAUAUGGUUAAUUUACCUAUCAUAUAAGCUGUAUACCCAUAAUAUGGACUAGAAACACAUAUUAUCGGUACAUUGCGCAUAAUAUAGCUGUAUGCUUUAUUAUGAGGGUACAGGCCCCAUAUUUUAGAAGUAAAAAAUAUAGCUGGGUCCCCCUUAUUGAGCAAUUGUAUGGGACUCAUAUUCAUGUGAAAGGAACAAAUCUUAAAGUAAGUGCGACUAAGUCUCGUAUAUAUCUUUUCUUGACUUUUUGAAGGAAAUGGAGGCUAGCUCCAGCCAACGAGGUGUUUUGGUAGUUCUUUUUGUUGAUUUGAUCGAUAUACUGGCAAAUACACCACUUCCUCGUAGUGAGCUAAAAAUGUGCUCCUCGGCCGUAGAUUGAUAGGUGGUGUAUUUUGCGUAUAUCUCUCGACCUGUGGCAGAAAUGUCGGCUUUUUCUGUAAAGUCUCAAGAGAGUUUUGCGAGUCGAAGUAAAUAGUAUUCGUUAAAAAUGAAGAACAGUUAGUGAAGUAGAAGUAAAAGUGACUGACAUUCGUGAAAACCGUCGGUCACUAAGAAUACAUAAGAUGACAGUUCCUAGUCGGUUCCUAGCUUUUUCUGAGAACGCGGCUUUUGAAAAUCAUAAUCUUUGGCUUCGUUGGAAAUUCUUUUGAUAUUUCUUUUCAAACUUUUUUUUUUCGCGACUUGUUUACCGCUUCAUUGUGAUUGUGAUU